Lolium perenne is the source of this 1656-nucleotide messenger RNA. The record is from RefSeq and is a predicted model, not a curated record. NCBI's taxonomy places the organism in Eukaryota, Viridiplantae, Streptophyta, Magnoliopsida, Poales, Poaceae.
AUGGCUCGUGUGCUGGCAGCGAAGAACGGCGGACGGGAGCUAGCAGCUCCGCGUGCCGUGCGUGACGCGGGCAUGUCCUCGACGGCCAUUCCACUCCUAACACGCUCCAACUACCACGAAUGGUCGCUGCUCAUGCGCGUCAUUCUCGAAGGCCGUGGCUGGUGGAAGGCGGUGGAGACGGGUGACGCAGAGUUCACCGACGACAGGCUGGCACUCGAAGCAAUCCUUCGUGCCGUGCCGCCGGAGAUGCUCGCCACCCUCGCCGUCAAGAAGACAGCCAAGGAGGCUUGGGACACACUCAAGACUCUACGACUCGGCGCCGAGCGAGUGCGCGAGUCGAGGGCGCAAACGCUGCGCCUCAACUACGAGGAGAUCAAGUUCCGUCCAGGGGAGUCAAUCGACGACUUCACCAUGCGACUCCAAGCUCUCGCCAACGAGUUGGAGGUCCUUGGCGACCCGCUUGACGAGAAGAAGGUCGUCCUCAAGCUGUUGCGUAUCGCUCCUAAGCGGUACAAGCAAUUGUGUUGGUCGAUUGAGAGCUUGGUGGACUUAAAUAAUUUGUCCAUUGAGGAGCUCGUCGGCCGGCUCAAGGUCGUCGAUGAAAGAGACGACGACGAGCACGACUCCAGUAGCAAGCUCCUGCUCACGGAGGACCAGUGGCGCGCUCGCAUGCAUCGCGAGCGCGACAGUCCGUCUGGUAGCAGUGGUAGCAGCUAUGUGCCGAACCGGCGCCGCGGAAGAGGUCGCGGGCGUGGCCAGGACGGCGCACGUAAUAAGGCUGGAGAUGGCGGCCAACGCGGCCGCGGUGCGAACGGCGCCCCGCAGGACAACAAUUGUCGGUACAGCGGUAUACCGGGCCACUGGACUCGUGAGUGCCGUAAGAAGCAGCGGGAUGAGGCACACUUGGUGCAAGCCGACGACGACAACGAACUGGCGAUGCUAAUGGCACAAGUGACUGCCAUCUCGAUGGAGCCCGAGCGUACUGGUGGCCAUGUCUUCCUCAACGAAGAACGCACAAAGGUACGGCUUGGCGACGAGGCGGAACCCGUCGAUGCGCCGUGGUAUCUAGAUACCGUUGCAUCGAACCACAUGACGGGCGACCGCACAGCCUUCGCCGACCUUGACGAGAAGGUCACUGGCUCGGUGAAGUUCGGCGACAACUCCGUGGUGAACAUAUGCGGGCGCGGUACCGUAAUGUUCACUAGUCGCGGUGGUGAGCACCGCGCGCUAACGGAGGCCUACUACAUCCCACGCCUGAAGACAAGCAUCAUCAGUCUUGGCCAACUCGACGAGAAUGGCUGUGAGACGAUGAUACAUGACGGCACCAUGUACUUCCGUGAUAGGAACCGGCGCCUCCUCGCCAAGGUGGCGCGCUCACGGAACCGCUUGUACCAGGUUCCUCUACAGAUCGCGCAGCCGGUUUGCCUCUCGGCUCGCCGCGGUAGUGAUGCAUGGCGCUGGCACGAGCGCCUUGGCCAUCAGCAUUUUGGUGCUCUGGAGAAGAUGGCGCGCACGGGCAUGGUGCGCGCUCUCCCAGAGAUCGACCAUGUCGAUAAGCUUUGCGAUGCUUGCCUGGCGGGGCAAGCAACGUCGCGCCCCGUUUCCUCAAACGGCCAAGUUCCGUGCGACGGAGAAGCUCGAGUUGGUGCACGGUGA